Molecule: messenger RNA, 1581 nt
Organism: Blepharisma stoltei
Lineage: Eukaryota; Ciliophora; Heterotrichea; Heterotrichida; Blepharismidae
Source: the annotation of a GenBank genome assembly
AUGAGCUCAAACAUUAGCUUAAAAAUCAUAAAAGGUGAAGAAAUUAGAAGAGUUAAAGAAUUACCAGACUCAUUUUCCUCACUUCAAGCUGUCUUGAAUUCUUUAUAUGGCUCACCUGCUUUCCAAAUUUCAUACCCAGGCGAGGGUUCCGAUCUUAUUUAUAUUUCAAAUGACGAUGAUCUCAAAAAAGCUUAUGAAAGAUUUAAUGGCCAAGUCAGUGUUAGGCUGAUUAUAAAAGAAAUAAAUGAAGAAGACUUGAUGGCCAAAAUAGAUAAUAUGAGACAAAGUUUAUCUGAAAUAAUAUUAGAAAAGCCUAUCAACCAUGAGCCUGAGGUAAAAGUGGUAGAUCCUCUUAUAGCAGAUCCUACGAGGACUGAUAUUGUUUUUGAAGAAGAAAAAAGUGCAAGCCCCCAAAAAGAAAAAAAAUUAGAAAAGAAAGAGAAGAAAGAGAAGAAAAAAAAGGUUGCCAAAGAAAACAAAAAAGAGGGAUUUAAGCAGCAACAGCUUAUACAAGAAAUUAAAAAAAUAGCUAAAAAAGAAGCUGCAAAGGCCGCAAAAGAAGAAUCAAAAACCCUUGAAAAAUCACUUGGCAGUCAAAUUAAAAAGGAAUUUCAAUCUCUUUCAGGCUCUUCCAUUGAAAACAUCGAAGAUAGAUCUCUUUCUGACCUAAGAAGAGAAUAUGGGGAUAAAAUUCAUUUGAAUGUCACAUGUGAUGGAUGUGGGAUGAGUCCAAUACUUGGAGAUUUAUACAAGUGCACAGUUUGCGAAGACUUUGAAUUCUGCAUGAACUGUGAAAACAAUAUUAACCACCCCCAUUCAUUUAUAAAAAUUAAGUAUCCUCAAUCUAUUUAUAGGGGUUUCCCCUAGAUAGCCCUUACAGGGCUGUGGAUUCUGUCCGGAAUCUUUGGUUGGUCGAACUACUUACUAUGUUGGUCGGACCAACUGACUUGUUGGUUCGAACAACCAAAGUAUUCCGAACAGAAUCCACAGCCCUGUAAGGGCAAUCUAGGGAAACCCCUAUAUAAAGCCCCUGCUCAAAUCAAGCGAAAAGAUAAAGAUAUUCUGAUGGGCUCAAUGGCUGAGCUAUUAUUAAUGAAAACACUUAACCAGCAAAAGUCUAAAAAACUUAAAGCUAAAGUGUUGAAAAUUCUCAGUCCUAUAGAAAAUGAAAUAGUGCAAGCAGGAAAGCCAGUAUCCCAACAAUGGAAAUUAAAAAAUAAAGGCUCAAAAGCAUGAAAAGCAGGCACUAAAGUUGUAUUUUGCAAAGGAAACUGUGAAAAGGUAAGUGAAGCAGCCUUAGCUCCAAAGGUAAACCCAGGAGAAAAAGUCAUUGUAGAAGUCCAGUAUUUUACACCAGAACAAGAAGGAAUUUGCAAAGGAACUUGGCGUUUAGAAAGCAAGGGGAAAAAAUUCGGGAAGCUUGUGUCCAAAGUAAGAACUGUAAACUGCCUAGACAAUGAGUUCGAAAAGCUCAAAAUUCUUAUGAAUAUGGGCUUUACAGUCGAGCAAGCUAAACUAGGUUUAUCAUCAUCAAAAGAAGAUCUUAAUAUGGCAAUAUCCCAGAUAUUCAGGUUAACAUAA